This is a messenger RNA of Rotaria sordida, 1035 nucleotides long. The record is from the annotation of a GenBank genome assembly. Lineage: Eukaryota; Metazoa; Rotifera; Eurotatoria; Philodinida; Philodinidae.
AUGUCAUCUUCGGAUAUGACUAUUAUAUAUCAAAUGGCUACAAUCAAUCUUUUCAAAAUUGAUGGAUCUAUCAUUCUCAUUCUUGGAAAUCUAGGUGGAAUACUCAAUUUAUGUGUAUUUACACAAAAAUCAUUGCGUCAAAAGCCGGGUUCGAUCUAUUUUAUUGCAUUUUGUAUUAGUAAUUUUCUUGUAUUAUGGUUUGGUCUAUUUCCAUUUACUUUUAGUUAUAUUUUCAAUAUUGAUCUAUCUAUAUCACAUCUAAUUUAUUGUCGAUUUCGUACAUAUACUUUGAAUGUAUCGAUUAUAUUACCAGAAUCAUAUCUAAUUUUAGGUUCAAUUGAUAGAAUUUUAAUUACUUCUCGAAAUGCCUUAAUAAGACAACGAAGUACUUAUCAUUUAGCUUUUUUGUCUAUAAGUAUCAUAACAAUGAUAUGGCUUUUGUUUUAUAUUCCUAUUUGGUUUUAUACUGAAAUUCAAUCACCUGUACCAGGAGUAAAGAUUUGCUUUUUUAAUCCUGGUUUUUAUGCUCUUUUUAUGAGUUAUUCAACAAUGUUUAUUGUUGGAAUUUUACCUCCACUUCUUAUGACAAUAUUUGGAUUUAUAACAUGGAAAAAUUUACAACGAAUUCGAAUCUAUCCGAUUACAAGUGAUCAUAAUACGACUAAUUUAUCAUCAAGAGAUCAUCAAUUAACAAGAAUGUUAUUAUUAGAAAUUUGUAUUGCGAUUAUAUUUUCAUUAUCAGGAUCAAUUCUUUAUAUUUAUACACAAGUAACAGCAAAUAUAAAUACAAGUUUGGAACAUCAAGCUUUAAAUUAUUUUUUAUUAAGUUUUAGUGUAAAUCUUGUUUUCAUUCGAGCUUGUUUAAGUUCCUAUUCGAAUUUUAUUAUUUCGAAAGUAUUUCGAAAAAAUUGUCGAAAAAUUCUUGUAAAAUAUUUUUUAUCAUAUUGUCAUCAGCGAUUCAACGAAAUCAAUACAUUACAAAUAACUGCACGUGGUACAAUACUUCGAAUGCGUCCAAUAACUACAAUGAAUUGA